Ectocarpus siliculosus is the source of this 1534-nucleotide messenger RNA. Lineage: Eukaryota; Phaeophyceae; Ectocarpales; Ectocarpaceae. The record is from the annotation of a GenBank genome assembly.
UCCGCCUUUCUCUGCUCUCUGCCUCUGUGCUCCACGCGCAACACCGAAUCAUGAGGCUUGAAACUCUGCUCGUUGCGUUUGUGCCUGUCUCGGUGACUGCAUUCUCUUUCGUGUCGAAGUUGAGACCUAACCAAUUCUCGUUGGAGGUCAGGCCGCAGGUUAUGUCGCGAUAUCGGACUGGACGAGCAAGUCGACCACGCACCUUGCGGCCUUUGUGGAUGAUGAGUUUUGGAGCUGGUGCAACUGAUCGAUAUUCAUGGGAUGAAACGGACAAGGAAGUGAACGUCAAGGCGCGACUACCUGCGUGGGCCAAGGGCAAGUCUGUCGUCCUCGACAUGACCAACACCCACGUGAAACUGUUUCUCAAGGAAGAGGAGUCCACGCCCAUCAUUGAGGGCGACUUACGAGGAGCUAUCUUGAUGGACGGCAGCUAUUGGACGAUGGAGACCCUCGAUGACAAUGGCAAGAUGCUUUACCUCACCCUGGAGAAGGCGCCGCAGCUUACUGGAUUGGGUCCUUGGAUGGGUGUUGUCCAGGGUGAGAAACAAGUGAACUCGGACUACCCCGAAGAGGACAAGGCGGCGGAGAUAGCUGCCAUGGCUCACGAGGAGAAGAAGGCACAAGAUGCUGAGUCGGGCACACCGAAGCAUACCGGAGUUGUGGACGAGGAUGGCUUUUGCAGAGACCUGCUGGCUGUGCAGGCGAUGAGUGGGGCAAUGGUUGCGCGACAAGUACCAGUGAAUGGAAAUGCUCUUUUCUCCGCGGUGGCGAUCUCCAAAUGGUUCAUCGAAAGCGGUGAACAUCCUGAUGCCUCGUCGCCGGAGAUUGAAACAAUAGCAAAGGAUUUGCGGCAGAAAACGCUGGACUACCUUACAAAAGCAUACAAAGAGAACGCCCCAAUCUACAUGUCGGGGGAGUACAUGGACGCCAGGCCGUUCGUGGCCGCUCAGGCGAAAGCUAACAGCAUGGCCGACGGGGACGAGUACUUACAGGCGAUGCGGGAUGACACUAUGUGGGGAGGAGGUGGAGAAGUCGUGGGUCUGACUCAUGUGCUCAAGAGGCCACUACACGUGUACGAUCUGGUUUCAACAGGCCGACGGUUUGGCCUGAGAGUCAUUGGGAGGUUCGGGGCCCCGCUGUACGCUAAAGAGAGGCCGAUCCACAUCGUCAGUACGUACGCGAGAUUCCCCGACCUAGACCCUGGAAGUCAGUCUGCUGAAGGGAACCACUACGUAGCCUUGUAUCCGUACGAAGACGUUCCGGAGAAGAACAAAGGGAAGCUCUGAAUCCUCAAGACUGAGCGUUUGGUUUUCGGUUUGCAAGAAUCACCACUCAAGUAGUUCCCACAGGAUGGGUGAGGUCCCAUUUGUCACGUGAAUGUCAUGUUUGUGUUGCGCUGUCGUGGAAAGAGCAACGGAACGUAGUUAACAUGGUGUACCUUUCGGUACACGUGGUCUAGAGGAGCAUACAGUAGAAGUGACAAAGCGGUCAGGCAGGUGCGCUCGUGUUGACCUGGUCCGUUGCCUUGUAUUUG